Molecule: messenger RNA, 1262 nt
Organism: Scatophagus argus
Lineage: Eukaryota; Metazoa; Chordata; Actinopteri; Scatophagidae
Gene: dck
Product: deoxycytidine kinase
Exons: 7
Coding region: 186-989 (267 amino acids)
Biological process (GO): nucleobase-containing compound metabolic process
Cellular component (GO): cytoplasm; mitochondrion
Molecular function (GO): ATP binding; deoxycytidine kinase activity
Source: RefSeq, a predicted model, not a curated record
UUAGAGGCAGCUGCUGCUGCCGCCGCCGCCGCCGCUGCUUCCUGGGCGGGGACACAUCUGUGCAAACCGCCGCUUCCUGACUUCUGUUGCCGCCAAACUUUAAACAACAAGGAGCGCCGCAGCAGCUGCAGCAGUACUACAAGCUUUAGACAGUGAAAGGACUACUUAUUUAUUUGCUAGAAAAAAUGUCUUUUACUCCAAAGAGGCCCUGUCCGGACGCGCUGAACGACGCGCUGAACGACUCGAUGGAGAAGAGGAUAAAGCGGAUAUCAAUCGAGGGAAAUAUUGCGGCGGGCAAAUCCACCUUUGUGCGCCUUUUGGAGCAGGAGAGCGGGGACUGGGAGGUGGUACCAGAGCCAAUCGCCAGAUGGUGCAAUGUCCAAACAACCGGCAAUGACUUCGAGGAGCUGACCACAUCUCAGAGGAGUGGGGGGAACGUGUUGCAGAUGAUGUAUGAGAAACCGGAGAGGUGGGCCUACACUUUCCAGAGCUACGCCUGUAUCAGCCGAGUGCGUGCUCAGAUCAGGUCGGCCAAUGGGAAGCUCCGAGAGGCCGAGAAUCCCGUGCAGUUCUUUGAGCGGUCCAUCUACAGUGACAGAUACAUUUUUGCAGCCAACCUCUAUGAGAGCGAGUGCCUGAAUGAGACUGAAUGGUCCGUGUACCAGGACUGGCAUGGCUGGCUGCACAACCAGUUUGGCAAGAACAUCGAGCUGGAUGGUAUCGUCUACCUCAGAGCUUCACCAGAGAGAUGUUUAGAGCGGUUGCGCCUGAGAGGCAGGCAAGAAGAGCAGGACAUCCCUCUGGAGUAUCUGGAGAAGCUCCACUUUAAACAUGAGAGCUGGCUGCAGCACAAGACCAUGACCAUGGAGUUUGAGUAUCUCAAUGAGGUGCCCGUCUUGACCAUCGAUGUGAAUGAAGACUUCAAGGGGAAUAAAAUCAAGAGUGCUGACAUGAUUGAGAAGGUCAAAGAGUUCUUGAGCACAUUGUGAAGAUCAUUUGGUGAUGGAAAAUGCAACCGUUGUCCAUAUGAGGAGGAAGAAGUGGAUGAAGAAAACUGUUUUUAUAACAAUUAAAUGCCUCAACAAUGACAAUUCUUUUAUAUAUAUAUACAGUCAUUAAAAUUAUUGAAUGCAUUGCAUUAAAAAAGACUUUUUACUGUUUCUUUUAACCCCUGGUGUGUAUUUAUAAAUGUUUUGUGUUCAAAUGGGACUCUAUGUCAAUUAGUCCAUUCAAAAAUGACAAUAAACUUGAAAUACUCUAAA